AUGCCUCCCAAGGCCACGAGCAAAAAGGACCCACGAGCCUGGGAUGCCCUCACUCCACCGCUGGCAGACUGGAUCCUCGACUCGGUCAACAGCAAUGGCUGGGGCGCGCGCAUGACACCCGUCCAGGCGGCAACCAUCCCACUCUUUCGAAGGCAUACUGAUGUGGUCGUCGAGGCCGUUACUGGCAGCGGCAAGACCCUCUCCUACCUGAUCCCCGUUCUCGACAAGAUAUUACGAGCAGACGAGUCCCUAAAACCACACAAUGUCACGGGCAUUAUCGUCAGCCCCACGAGGGAGCUGGCACAGCAGAUCUACGACGUCCUCACGACAAACCUCCUCCCCUUCCACCCGCCGUCCGCCGAGAUAUUACCCACCCUGAAGGAGGAUGAUGACAAGAGGCCUCUCGCCAAGGAGCCCGUGGUCGUACCGCAACUGCUCAUAGCAGGCCUGACGAAACCACGUGCUGACCUCUCCUUCUUUGUGCGAAAAUCGCCGAACCUCCUCAUCGCCACUCCAGGCCGCCUUGCCGAGCUGUUAUCGUCCCCCCUUGUCAAGACUUCCAACCUCGAAGUGCUGGUCAUGGACGAGGCGGACCGUCUGCUGGAUCUGGGUUUCAAGCCACAGCUUAAUACCAUAUUGGGAUACUUGCCCAAACAGAGGAGAACUGGUCUGUUCAGCGCCUCCAUGAGCGAGGCGGUGUCUGAGCUGAUCAGGGCGGGGUUGAGAAAUCCUCAGAGGAUAGCUGUCACCGUCAAGAGCCUGAAGGAUGGCAGCAUAAUAGAAGAGAGAAAAACACCGGCCUCUCUCCAGCUGACGUAUCUUGUGCUCAAAGCAUCUCACAAAUUUCCUGCUCUUGCACAGCUGCUGGAGAGUGUAUCUCCACGGCCUACCAAAAGCAUCCUGUUUUUGAACACUUGCGAGUCGGUCAGGUACUUUGCCAAGGUUCUGCCAGCCGUCAUGCCCGCAGGUUUCGAAUUAAUUUCGCUCCAUGGCAAGCUGCGGCCCGAAACUCGAGACAAGAAUUUCGCCCGUUUUCUCGCAUCCACAUCGCCUACGAUCCUUCUUUGCACAGACGUGGCAGCGCGGGGUUUGGAUAUCCCACAAGUCGAUCUGGUCGUCCAGGAUCCGCCGCAGGAUCCCAAGACCUACAUACACCGCGCGGGCCGAGCAGGACGAGCUGGCAGGAGGGGUCUGGCAGUGGUCAUGCUCCAUCCGGGCCGGGAAGAAGACUUUAUACAUUUCUUGGAUGUGCGCAAGACGCCCGUACAGCCAUUGAAAGACCCCAGAAUCUCUAUCACAGACCAAGAAGCCGAAGAAGCAGCGGGCAAGAUCAGGGCACUGGCCAUCGCUGACCGCGAGGUAUUUGACAUGUCUCAUAAAGCUUUCCCUGGUUUCGUCAGAAGCUACAGCAAGCAUGAGGCCUCGUCAAUCUUCCGCGUCCAGGACUUGGACUGGUACGAGCUCGCGAAACAGUACGGUCUAGUCCAGCUGCCUAAGAUGCCGGAGCUGAAGGGGCUCGAUAUCGACCGUACACUGGGGCUUGACAUCAGCAUCCAAGCCAUUCCAUAUAAAGACAAGGUCCGUGAGAGGAAGCGGCAGGCUGCGCUUGUGGAGUGGCAGGCUGCGAUAGAGAAUGGCGACGUGGCUGCUGCGGCGCAGAGGGCCGUUGCUCAGAAAAAGAAGAAUGAGGCGUGGAGCGGUAAGGCAGAGAGGGAGGACGAUCGCAGAAAGAGACGCGAGAAGAAGGAGAAGAAGAGGGAGGCCGCCAGGCUAGCUAGCCUAACGGAUGAGGGCAAGCAAGAGCAGCAGAAGCUAGAGGAGCUUCUUGCGCAGGUCAGGGCCAAAGUCAGGAAGGAGACGGGAGGGGACAAGAUGGAAGUGGACGGAGGAGGUGGUGAUGAUGGUUUCGACGGAUUUGACGACUGA
This is a messenger RNA of Cryphonectria parasitica EP155, 1926 nucleotides long. Its product is annotated as ATP-dependent rRNA helicase SPB4. The transcript has 2 exons. The coding region runs from base 1 to 1926 and encodes 641 amino acids. The record is from RefSeq and is a predicted model, not a curated record. Gene Ontology annotation, cellular component: nucleolus. Gene Ontology annotation, molecular function: ATP binding; nucleic acid binding. Lineage: Eukaryota; Fungi; Ascomycota; Sordariomycetes; Diaporthales; Cryphonectriaceae.